Molecule: messenger RNA, 348 nt
Organism: Symbiodinium sp. CCMP2456
Lineage: Eukaryota; Dinophyceae; Suessiales; Symbiodiniaceae
Source: the annotation of a GenBank genome assembly
AUGGUGUCCCGGGCCCUUCUUGUUGCUCUCCUGCUGCCAGUCUGCUCUGCUAUCACUUGGGUGAAGAGUGCUGCUGGGGCAAGCUGCGACCAGGCUUGUGCCGCCCGCUCUGGGUGCAACGACGACGCGUGGCCGUCUUCCGAGGAGGAAUUCCAUGACGCAGCGAAGCUUGCAGGUCAAGUCUGCGAGGGCACGCAGACUGGCGGGGCCAAGUAUGAUCCCAGCACGGAUGGCCGAUACUGCGGUUGGCAAGGGCCAGAACACAUGAACGGAGAGAGCAGGUGUUCCCAAUCCGGUGACUCCGGCACAUACCGCUUCUGUCCGUGCAACGCAGAUAAGGAGCUGUAG